GUCAUGACGUGGUUGAACGUAUUCGGGGUGCUCGUGUGCUGUUUCGUGAUUUCAACGCAGGGUUUCUUGUUCAACCGUUGCAGCGGGGAUGGCGACUGUGACGAUGAUCAGUGUUGUGUCAUCUACUCUUUCUGGUCCUACUGCGAGUCCAAGGCUGGUCUUUGGGACGACUGUGAACUACAACCAUCAAAGAACACGUGUUCUUGCAAAAAUGGAUUGACCUGUAUGACUUCAGGAUCAGCGUCCAAGGCAUUAUGCAUGUUCGCUCCCAUACCAACUGAUGGACCCGACACGGGAUCCGGUGCGAGCCCACUCUAUACAUUCUAGAUACCUGUCGCCAGCAUCCUUCUUGCUCGCGGAAGCAAUGAAAAGAAGUAAAACCUAGUUGUCAAAGAUUAAACUGAGACCGUGCAGUAUUCAUCUUACUGUAUUAACUGACUAUACAUCCAAGAAUGUACAUGAAUAGUCCUACCCUGCCGAAGGACUCCACCGGUCUUCGGUAAAAUUUCCAAUAAUGCAAAUGUAAAUCAUGUACCUUGUUUUCUCAUUAGGACCAGGUACUUUUUCAGCUAAUUGUACACCGUGACUUGUACGUUGGCACCAUCAUUGUAAUUCGGAGGUGAAAUUUGUAAUAUGACGCAAUUGAAAAUAAAAAGUUG
This is a messenger RNA of Lineus longissimus, 659 nucleotides long. RefSeq lists its product as uncharacterized. NCBI's taxonomy places the organism in Eukaryota, Metazoa, Nemertea, Pilidiophora, Heteronemertea, Lineidae. The record is from RefSeq and is a predicted model, not a curated record. The transcript has 3 exons. The coding region runs from base 4 to 327 and encodes 107 amino acids.